Molecule: messenger RNA, 606 nt
Organism: Phanerochaete carnosa HHB-10118-sp
Lineage: Eukaryota; Fungi; Basidiomycota; Agaricomycetes; Polyporales; Phanerochaetaceae
Exons: 1
Coding region: 100-564 (154 amino acids)
Source: RefSeq, a predicted model, not a curated record
CUCAACUGGUAAAUUUCAAGCAGGCUGCUCAUCGCCGUUUUAUCCGACGGCCAUGCUCCAAAUUGUUGAUUUGCAAGCCGAUGGUCCAAAUCGUAGCCUAUGCGACAAGUGUACGCGGUGAAACUCGCCACUCGUAAAGCCACGCCACUCUCUGCGCCUCAGGCGUCCGCGCAGCUGAUCAACGAGUUCAUCAGCCCCCUCUUCUUCGCAAGCCGCGUCUUCGGCCUCGCAGCCGUGUUGUUCGACGAUCUCCCCAAGCAGCGGCUCCGCGCGUACAUACGGUGGAACUCACCACUUCCGGUGCCGCACGAGUGCGCUCGUGCGCCAAAGCCGCCUCGGGCGCAGAAGACAUGGAACGUGGAGGCAAUAACGGCGCUAACACCUACGCUGAUCGAUCUCACCAGGGUCCUCUUCUUCGCCGGCAUAGUCGUUCUCCUAUGGACCCUGGAUGUUGUCACCGCUGUGAUUACCGUUGUCGCUUCAGCUUUCCUGCAGGUCUUUCCUGCCGUCACUGUCCCACCUCUUAUCUUCCGUUGCAUUCCCUACGAGCUUUUGCCCGCGUGAGUUUCUAUCGGAGGUUGCGUUCCGGCAAAUUUGCCUUUGCAC